This is a messenger RNA of Linnemannia hyalina, 372 nucleotides long. NCBI's taxonomy places the organism in Eukaryota, Fungi, Mortierellomycota, Mortierellomycetes, Mortierellales, Mortierellaceae. The record is from the annotation of a GenBank genome assembly.
AUGGACAAGUUCAAGGAAAAAAUUGCCUCGAUCCGCGCUGAAGCCGAUACCGCCCUUGCCCGCGCUGAGGGUGCUGAGACCGACCUUGCUGCCAGCAAGGCCGAGGUUUCUGCCAAGGAGCAGGAGGCCAUCUCCCUCAACAACCGUAUCACCCUCCUUGAGCAGCAGCUCGAGAAGGCCGAGACCGAGGGUGGCGAUGCCAAGAUCAAGCUCCGCGAGCACGAGUUGAAGGUUGAGGACCUUGAGCGCAAGGUCAAGACCCUCGAGAAGGAGAACGACACCUUGGAGACCAAGCUCGAGGAGACGACCGAGAAGCUCAACAAGGCCAAGUCCGAGUUGGACGAGACCUUGAAGGCCAUGGACGAGAUGUAA